Stylophora pistillata is the source of this 3370-nucleotide messenger RNA. Its product is annotated as tumor protein p53-inducible protein 11. NCBI's taxonomy places the organism in Eukaryota, Metazoa, Cnidaria, Anthozoa, Scleractinia, Pocilloporidae. The record is from RefSeq and is a predicted model, not a curated record.
CAUUCGAUCGUUUUCUCGAUGUAGUUGCCGUUGGGACAAACACCGAUCACCACUUUGAAAUGAAGAUACGAUCUUGACGCUUCGAAAGCAAAGCAUUUUUGGUAUUUUUUUCUAUAGGUGAAGGCUUUCAAGCAGCCGAUAAUUUCCAUUUUUAUCCAGCUGGUUUCAGUCGUGUCGACAUACACUAUCGCUUGCCAUAUAAUUGACACGUGCGUCAUACCUAUAAAAUCAUCGAGUAAGCGGCGAAUUACAACCCUUACAAGCCGUCAACAUUUGUCUUUUCUGUCCCCUCCAUCGUUGGAUGUGAACGUGAUUAGUGUCCUACGAUCUCUCGAUCGGAUCUUGCGAUUUUUCCUUACGUUUGGCUCGACUUUCAACUGAAAUCAGUUGCCAUGCUGGGAAGAUUGAAGCGCAGUUUUGACGAUGCUCAGAGUCGCUUAAAAUGCAGAAAGCUUCUUGGCAUUGGAGGCAAGGAACCGAGUAAGGUUCUUCAAGUCCUUGGCAGUCAUGAAUCAUACUUCAUAAGCAUACCCAGAGGAUAUGAAACGUGGCAAGUGGUGGUGCCAGUCUUCCUCACUGUAGUAUCUAUUAUGUUGAUGAUUUUUCCAAGCUAUUGUCUACGUGCUUUGGGCGAUAGUAAAGAAUCUACCAGUUUCGCUGGUUCUCUAUGUUGUCGACUGCUGGCGAGUGCUUUAAUAGGGAUCGCUGGUAUUUCAUGGGAAACAAAACCCAUAACUAUAUCAUCAAUUAAGCGCAUUUUGUUACUCCAUUCUACGUACUGUGGAGCAGCAACAUUGUUUCUGGCUUUGGCGUGCAUCUCUCUCCGUACUAGAUUCCUGAUCGUGUUGACCGCCGUCCACACCAUCGUUGCUGCGGUCAGUUUGUUCUACUUUGUAGCCGUGCGCAAGUUGAACAAACCCACUCCAGAGAAACCCAACGCCAAGAACGGCUAUGACGAAAAUCACAUCAACUGAUGUUUUCUGUUUCCUCGUGGAUUUUACUGCCCUUCUGUGGAAGGUCUACAUUACGCUGGUUGACUCUUAAAGAGCCAUCUCAUACCAGCUUAACAGCACCCUCUUUUGAGGAAGCAGCGCGCUUUAUUGACGAAAUAAUCUCCCGUACCAGAUGGGUAAACUUGAGACAAACGGUGGUGUUCCCUAGUAAAGGCAAGGGUCGUUGAAGGCUUGUUAUAUAUCUUGGAUAACCCAUUGUUCUCCCCUCACCCUCCCCUCCCCACUUUGUACUUGUAUUUGACUAGUGUAGACUACCAGGCGCGAUAGAAAAGGCUGUGUUGUGUUCUUCACGUUGACAAGUCUCAGAGUAAUUUGUAGAUAAGGUAAUAGUGUAAGAAAAUAGAUUGAGAAAGCGCUAGGUUUGUCAACGAGAAAAUUGUCUUGGUCGAGAUUACGAGAAAAAAAAUAAGGUCGUCUGUUAAUUUUUGGCUUUGGCUGUGUUUUAUUUACUGGAGUCGUGGCGCUCUAUGUUUGAUAAGGCUGAAGAUAUGACGCGCAGAGUUAUUUCGUUCCAGGCAUUUUCCGUUACCUUGAGUAUCCGUUUUCUUUCCUAUCUGAAUAGUAUUAUCUGUAAAUAGUUUUUUUUUAUUUGAUGUACGUUGCUUUUCUAAUAAAUGUACGAGGUAGCGAUUCGUUUCGGUUCCAAUACUUAAAAAAAAAAGCCUACGAGGCAUUUUCGAACACAUUUUACUUGUGAACCGAUUUGGACUUUGAGAAUCUAGAUCAGGAAAAAUGAAACUUUCUAAACUUUCUACACAAGACAAUUCUCCGUUUGACCGGAAAUAGGUAAAGACUCUUUAAACAGCUAAAAUAAUGAUGAUGCUGAAUAUUUCCCGAAUUGGACUCAUUAUGCUUAUGUGGAAGCCUUGUAAAUACCUGUAGGAUACGACUUCGUGCGCGGGAAAACGCCGGUCGCGAUUGGUCUCAAGGUGAUGCUACACAAGACGAAUUUUAAUCCCAUUUUGUCUGUAUCGUCUCGGCUCAGGCUCUUGCGCGCCAUUUAGUCAGUCUUCAACUAAGGUGAUUGGCCGCGAGAAUGACGCGAGAUUCCAGUCCAAUCAUGCCAGGAAGUUUUGAUGCUCGGUUAAAAUGAUUACAAUAGGACUUUUUAUAUUCCCAACUCUUUACACGCUAGCAUCAGGUUGCAUAUUCUCCAUACUGUUCUCUUUCCUGCGGUUCUCACAAGAAGAAUGUGUUUAGCAAUCAAGAGCUUCUUUAGGUGACGAUCGUUCGCCUAUUUCUCAUGAUCUUGGUUCUUGAUUCUUACUGAGCAGUGAUACUUAAGGAGAAGUUGGAUGCUAGACACUCUUGAGAGUUUAAAUGGCUAAGGCGGUUACUGUUCCUCAAUGUGCUUAGUUUUGUCUAUCGAUCAAGAUGUGAGAGAAUGUUACAAUAUGACGUGGUGAUUUGUAGAGCAAUAGAUUUGUAGAUUCUGUAUUUUGAUCGUCUGUGUAAAGGCAGUGCCGGCGGGAAUAGUCGCUGGUUACUGUUACUGACGUUUCCACCACCUGGAAGAAAGUUAUUGUCAUCAUUAAAGAGAUUUAGCACCGCCUUUUCAUGAAACGGCAAACGUCAGCUUGCCCUUACACGUUUCACGUAAAAUUGCGUGAACCUUUCUGCUUUAGCUUCGGGUGAGCUUACGUCAUGGUGGAUUUGAAGGCGCCCCUGUAUGACUUACAAGGAAUAGCUUUGGUGCCCUUUGUCCGACAAGUAGCUUCUACUCUAUGAGGGAAAAAGUGAAGAAAAACCUUACGUACACGGCAAACGCGAAACGGGUUACUUUCACAUUGAAACGGCGAAGCGCAACCGGCAAUCAUGAAAAAAAGGCGGGAAAAACAAGGUCACGUGGUCACUCUUGCCGUCCACGUUUCACGUUAACGCGGUGCUAAAUCUCUCUAUUAACAACAACUUCCGCUCAGGUUGACGAAACGACAGUUCACGAAAAACGUCAAAAUUAGGUUAGAACCAAAAAAACAGCGUCACGGCAACAUUGAAACUAUUUGUUUCUUUAUUAUUAAGAAGCAAAAUAUUGUUUAUUGUGAUGUCAUCUACGUGUCUCUCCUUCGUAUAGAUUACCCUUACGUGGACCAUCAGGUUACAUGAUCUUAAUUUGCACACUCCAUCAGUUGUUGUUUUGUGAUCGAAAAAGGAAAAUUAAGCUUGUAACGAAUGCACUUUUCGGGAAGGGACAGAAACGCUGCCAUGAUACUUGUUUUAGAUUUUAGAACUGUUUGUAUACUGUGCUCCCUUUGCAGUGUAGAAUUGUGUAAAUGUAGACAUAACGAAACCAUCUUGAACAUUGUACAUUGUAAGCACAGAUACUUCAUGGAAGUCAUAUUUAAAAUUUGUAAACUCGA